Fusarium subglutinans is the source of this 951-nucleotide messenger RNA. Its product is annotated as het-d. Bases 1 to 951 code for a protein of 316 amino acids. NCBI's taxonomy places the organism in Eukaryota, Fungi, Ascomycota, Sordariomycetes, Hypocreales, Nectriaceae. The transcript has 4 exons. The record is from RefSeq and is a predicted model, not a curated record.
AUGGCCGUCCUUCAAGAAAACAUUGACCCUAAUGGAGACACCUUGAUCAUCUUCUCCUACUUGGCUGUGCCUACCCAGAGCGCGGAUGAGCCAGUGCCUGCCGAAGAGCAAGCUGCAACUGCUGAGCUACUAGCUGUUGAAGAACCAGCUGCUGUCUAUGAGCGAGACCAUAUAGACGGCCAUUCCACAAUCUCCAGCAUCGAUAGGACUACCCACUGUCACGAAGUUGCAUCACGACGUGCCAGAGCGAUGUUCCAAAGCGACUAUCGUGAGACUCGGAAGACGGAAGUUGAUGGCCUUUACCACUGGGAAAUCGGGCCCCUGUUUGAUCCUGAAGCUUUCAGGAUUGUCAUGCAGGUCAUCCACGUGCAAGCUCAGGAUUUGCCAGAUGAGGUCACGCUUCAGAUGAUAGUCUCAAUAGCUGAGAUUGUGGAUGACCUUCAAUGCCAUGACGCUCUAUCAUUCUUUGUCAAGGUGUGGAUCAAUCGGUUAUCUGAGUCAGUUCCCAGUCAUAUGUGUGAUGAGCUGGUUCAAUGGAUCUUCGUUGCAUCGGUAUUCGGCUUGGAUGAGAAGUUUAAGCAGGCAACAAGAGUGGCAAUUAUGUGCAGUACCGGGCCUAUAGAUCUAUUAGGGCUUCCUAUGCGUCCAGAUAUUGUCGGUAUGUUCACAACCAUUUCGCCUUUCCGCAACCAGAGUCUGUCCUCAGCACUUGAAGCGGUGCGACACUUUGACUCGCCUUCUCUCUAUCUCCCAUCAGAGGAUAUUUCUCACUAUCCAUUUGAUCACUUUGAUUCCUCCUUUCAAGGGUCUAAAGAGGAUGUUUGGGUGUUGCAGAAAGACGCUCCUUCAUCAUCACGCCGCAAAAAGAAGGACAGAGGACUGUUUGAUGAGGAAGACGACGACGAAGAACUAAACAAAACUCCUAGACGACUAAAAUCUCUUGGAAGCUAA